This is a messenger RNA of Vigna unguiculata (cowpea), 7365 nucleotides long. RefSeq lists its product as uncharacterized. NCBI's taxonomy places the organism in Eukaryota, Viridiplantae, Streptophyta, Magnoliopsida, Fabales, Fabaceae. The record is from RefSeq and is a predicted model, not a curated record.
UCUCUCUGCUUCUUUUUAAAUUUCUAAUUCCACAUUUCAUAUGCUUUCAGUACUCUCUUGCAGUGUUGCUCUACGAUUUGGAACAGUGACAACUAAAGCCAAAUCACAACUUAAGCUCAUCCAAUUCCAAUAACAAAGCUUCUAAACGAGGGGAAUAUUCAGAAAGAAAAAGAAAACGCAAAAGGGGAAAAGAAAUGGAAAAUGAAGCGGUUGAUGGUGAUGAAUUAGAGGGUUUUCUUAUUCUUAGUUUGUCUCACACUCAAGAGAUGUAGUUUGAGCUUGUAAAAGAUAACAAAGCUCUAAGGAUGGAUUGGUCAGGACUUUUUGGCAAAGCUACCGAAGGAGUGAUUGAUUUUGUAUGGAAACAUGGUCUUCAACAAGUAACUUACAUCAUCCAUUACAAACAAAAUGUUCUUGAACUGAAAGAUAGUGCUAGAGAUCUUAGAUUUGAAAAGGAAAGGAUAAAUCAUCAAUGUGACGAGGCUUUGAAAAAUCUAAAUAACAUUGAAGGUAAGGUUAUUGAAUGGGUUCGAAAAGUGGGUGAAAUUGAGACUAUAGUGGAAGAAUUUGAGAAUGGUGAUGGCCACAAAAGAGCCCAGUCUCUCAGUUGUAAUAUUCUUUCGUACCUGUUGAAUAGACACAGGUUAGGAAGACAAGCAAAGAAGAUGGAAGUGGAUGUUAGAAAACUAAUUGAUGAGUGCCCCAACCUUGAUGAAGUGUCCUAUAGGGAAGAUAUAACUUCUAAUGAUGCCACAUUGUCUAAUUAUGGAUUUAUAGAAUUCAGUUCCACAAAAUCCACAAUGGAAAAAGUAAUAGCACAACUUGAAGAUUCCACUGUGAGAAUGGUUGGAUUGUAUGGGCCAGGUGGUGUUGGAAAGAGCACUUUAGUCAAAGAAAUUGCAAGGAAAGUUAAAGACAAUAAGGUGUUUGAUGUGGCGGUUAGAGUGAAAAUAACGGCCAAUCCCAAUCUACAAAAUGUCCAGGAAGAAAUUGCUUAUGUGUUGGGAUUGAGACUGGAAAGGGAAGGUGAGAAUGUGAGAGCUGAUUGUCUACGAAGGAGUUUAAAGAAAGAAAAAAGGAACAUCCUUUUAAUCUUGGAUGACCUUUGGGACAAAUUAGACCUAAACAAGUUAGGGAUUCCAGUUGAAGAUUAUGAUGAUGAUGAUGAUGAUUUUGGUAAUGGUAACAAAGAUCUUAAUCACCAAAUGUUAGAAAAAAAUAAUGAUAAUAAAGAUCCUAGUUACAAAGUGUUGAACAAAGAAAAAAUCCUUGGUAGUCAUAAGGGGUGCAAAAUUUUGUUAACCUCACGAGAUAAAAAAGUAUUGUGUGAUAAAAUGGAUAUAAAGUCAACUUUUUGUGUAAAGGAAUUAGAUGAGAAGGAUGCUUUGAUGUUGUUUCAAAAGUUGGCUAGAAAUCGUGAUGAAAUGUCUGACUAUAAACAAGAAAUUGUGAAGAAGUAUUGUGCAGGGUUACCCAUAGCAAUAGUUAUGGUUGCAAGGGCAUUACGAAGUAAGAGUGAGUCAGUAUGGGAAGCUACACUAGAAAAACUUAAAAAGCAAGAAUUAGUGGAAGUGCAGACAUCUAUGGAUAUUUCGGUGAAGAUGAGUUAUGACAAUUUAGAAAAUGAGGAGAUAAAGUCCAUUUUCUUACUUUGUGCUCAAAUGGGUCACCAACCAUUAAUUAUGGACUUAGUGAAAUAUUGUUUUGGUUUGGGUAUACUUAACGGUAUCUCCUCGAUUUGGGAAGCUCGAGACAGAAUCUAAACAUCAAUCCAAAAGCUAAAAGAUUCAGGGUUACUGUUGGAUGGAAGUUCUAAUAAUCAUUUCAAUAUGCAUGACAUGGUUCGAGAUGCUGCUUUGUCCAUAGCUAACAAGGAUAGAAAUGUUUUUACUCUAAGAAAUGUCAAACUAGAUUAUUGGCCCGAACUCAAGAGUUGCACUUCUAUUUCUAUUAGCAAUUGUGAUAUCACUGACGGGCUUCCUGACGACAUAAAUUGUUCUCAGCUUCAAUUUUUUCGAAUAGACACUAAUGAUUCGUCUUUGGUAAUACCUGAUAAUUUUUUUGAAGGAAUGAAGAACCUUGAAGUUUUAAUAUUGACCGGUUUUCGUCUAUCAAGAUUACCAUCUUCUAUUCAAUUCCUAUUAAAGCUCAGAAUGCUUUGUUUGGAACGAUGCACAUUAGAUGAGAACUUAUCUAUAGGAAAGCUGAAAAAAUUAAGAAUUCUUAGCUUCUCUGGAUCUCAACUGAAAAAUUUGCCAUCUGAUUUAGGGUGCUUGGACAAGUUACAACUUCUUGACAUUGACGAUUGUUCCUUACUGAAUAUUCAUAUUCCACCCAAUCUUCUAUCAUGUUUGACCUAUUUAGAAGAAUUGUAUAUAAGAAAGAGCUUGAUCAAAACAUUGGUGGAAGGAGAAAGAAACCAAGGUCAAAAUUUGUUUCUUUCUGAACUACAAAAUUUGCAUCAGUUGAAAGUGGUGGACUUAAGCAUCCCGUGUCUUUCGGUUUUGCCCAAUCACUUGUUCUUUGAUACGUUAAAAGAUUACAAGAUUGUGGUUGGAGACUUGGAAGUGUUUUCGGUUGGAGACUUUAGGAUGCCCGAUAAGUAUGAAACAUUUAGAGUUUUGGCAUUGCAACUGAAUGAUGCCAUUGACAUUCACUCCCACGAAGGCGUAAAAAUGUUGUUUAAAACAGUACAAUGUUUGUUGUUGGGAAAGGUAGACAGAGUUCAAAGUGUUGUUAAUGAUUUGAAUAUAGAUGGAUUUCCAGAUCUGAAACAUUUAUACAUAGUGAAUAACAACAACAUCAAAUAUGUCAACGCAACAAAAUUGUCUAAUUGUGUGGACAUUUUUCCCAAUUUGGAAUCUCUAUGCCUCCACAAUCUAGUGAACUUAGAGAUGAUAUGUUACGGUCUUCUUACAGUUGCGUCAUUUGCCAAAUUAAAAGCCAUCAAAGUUGAGAUGUGUAACCGAUUGGAGAAUCUCUACUCCUUUUACACAGUUAAAUUUCCUACUGGUUCAAAGCCAUGUGAGAUUUCUGAAUGUAAUUCUUUUAUGGAUAAAUUUCCUACCAAUGUAGAAAUAAUUGAGGUUUGUGAAUGUGGAUCUUUAAAGGAGAUCCUUCAAAUACCAAUGGAUUAUGGUAAAUUUGAGUUUCUUAAGUUGCACACUUUGUCACUUCAAUCAUUACCAUCACUUACAAGUUUUUAUACCAAAGUAGAUCGGUCUUGCCGACCACAUCUAACAGAAGUAGAAACUACAAAUCCGGGUAGUAGAGAAAUUAUCAAUGAAGAAGAUAAGCAAAACAACAAGACUCUUCCUCUUUUUGAUGAGCUGGUUGAAAUUCCAAACCUAGAGAUCUUGAAUAUAUCCUCACUCAACAUCUAUAAGAUAUGGAGCAACAAACACUCGUCAAGUUUUUGGGGUCAAAACUUGAUAAAAUUAGUUGUGAAAGAUUGUGAUAAACUGACAUAUUUGUGUUCAUUGUCUAUGGCUAGAAGUUUGAAGAAGCUGAAAAGCCUAGUCAUAAGUGAGUGUCUGAAUAUGGAGAAGAUUUUUGAAACUGAAGAAAAUAGUGCAGACAAGGUUUGUGUCUUCCCUAAGUUAGAGGAAAUCCACCUUAGCAAAAUGAAUAGAUUAACAGAUAUAUGGCAAACUGAAGUGAGUGUUGAUUCCUUUUCUAAUAUCAUUUCUGUGAAAAUUGAAGAAUGCUAUAAACUAAAUAAGAUUUUUCCAAGUCACAUGAAAGGAUGGGUUGAAUGUUUGGACAACUUGACAGUUUGUAGUUGUGAGUCGGUGGAAGUGAUUUUUGAAAUCAAUGAUUAUGAAAAAAUAGAUGAAUUUGGAGGGAUAAACACAAAUUUGCAAGUUAUUCUUCUAGAAAAUCUCCCAAAGUUGAAACAAUUGUGGAGUACAGAUCCAGGAGGAAUUCUUAACUUUAAAAAGUUGCGGGCUAUUGAUGUAUGUGAUUGUGAUGAAUUGAUAAAUUUGUUUCCCGCUUCUGUGGCCGAAGAUGUUCCAAAGCUUGAACGCAUAUCAACAUUGUAUUGUGAAAAAAUGGUGGAAAUUGUUACAAGUCAAGAUGCAUCAUAUGCUAACAAUGAUCCAUUAGUGUUUCCUGAACUAACCUGUGUGAGAUUAGAAUGGCUACCAAACAUCAAGCGUUUCUGCAAGGGGAAACAUCUUAUAAAGUGCCCAAAGUUGAAGCAGUUCAGCAUCCACAAGCGUGUGAAACUUAACACAUUCCUCAAAGAAAUCAAUGAAACAACAAACAAAGAAGAAAAAUGUGUUUUUUCAGCGGAAGAGGUAUUGCCAAAUUUGGAGUAUAUGGAAAUUGACUUCAAUGAAGUACAAGAGUUGUUACCAAAGUAUCAAAUGCAACGUCUGAAAGAGCUUAGUUUGAUGUCAGCCCAAAGUCUCAAUCUUCUCUACCAGUUUCCGUACAGUAUGCCAAAUUUAGAAAAGUUAACAAUGACUUACCCUUAUUUUCUUGAAGAGUUGGAGCGAAGAGCAAACUUUGCACAACAAGAAAAAAUUGGAAUCCCAUUGCAGCUGAAGGAAUUAGUUUUAGUUUUGUCAAAGAUAAAGGAUCUAAACUUCGGACGAGUUCCAGUUUUACAAAGACUAGAGCUUUUAAGCUUAAAACAUUGUAACAAUCUGAACAACUUAGGUCCUCCCUCUGUAUCAUUGACUUACUUAACGCAUUUGGAACUGAAGUACUGUAAGGGAUUAAGGAACUUAAUGGCAUCUUCCACUGCCCAAAGCAUGGUUCAACUCAAGACCAUGAAGAUAAUCAAUUGUCCUGAAGUAGAGCAAAUAGUAAGCAACGAGGGAAAUGAAAAAGGCAAAGUGAUGAAAAUUGUAUUCAGCAAAUUGAUUUCUAUAGAACUUGUGAGGCUAAACUACAUGAGAAGCUUUUGUGGUGACAACGAGUGUGAAUUUGAAUUCCCAUCACUUGAAAUAUUGAUUGUAAGGGAGUGUCCAAAGAUGAAGAAAUUCAGUGAGAGAAGGUCAAUAACACAAAAGUUAAAGAACGUAUUUGGUGUAGAAGGAGACGAGAAAUCCAGAUGUCAGUGGGAAGGUGACUUGAAUGCCACCCUUCAAAAAGUUUUCAAUGAUAAGGUCAGUUUCGCAUACACUGAAGAUCUGCGGCUUGACAAUGAUAUUAUAGAGCAACUAUGGCGUGACACUGAUUGGGUGCACCAAAAUAGCUUUCGCUCUUUGAGAAGGUUGAAUGCAUGGGGAUGUGAUACUGGAGAGCAUGUAAUUCCAUCUCAUUUGCUUUCUUGCUUUCACAAUUUGGAAGAACUUGAAGUAGUGGAUUGCAAAGCAGCACGGUUCUUAUUUGGUAUCAAUGAUGAGAACAGGGUGAGAAAAGGUUCGGGAAUAUUCCGUCUGAAAAGUUUGUCUUUAAGUAAACUAUCAAAUUUGAAGGAUGUAUGGGAGAAGGAUCCGGAGGGGAUUAUUGGCCUUCAACUGCUAAAGGAAAUACGUGUUGAAGAAUGUGGACGUCUUCAAAGUUUGUUUCCGGCAUCGGUGGCCAAGGAUCUGACCAGACUUCAAGUGCUUCAGGUAACAAAGUGUGAGGAAUUGACAGAGAUAUUUAGGAAAGAUGAAAAGGGUGGAGAAGGACCAACACAAGUGUUUCCUCGUCUCACCACAUUGAAGCUGGAGAAAUUGCCAGGCCUCGAAUACUCUAUCCACCGCUCCAAACAACAGGUGAUAUUAACAAAUUUGAGCUCUGCACAAGAGCAAUUAUGCCUUGGCUCAUGGCCCAUUCCAAGCUCCUCCUUUGGUCUUUUAGAUUCUUUGACUGUGGAUGGUUGCCAUUUUUUUUCAGAUGUACUUCUGCCAUUCAAUUUACUUCCUUUCUUAUCAAAUUUGAAAGAGUUAACAAUUCGAAACUGUACUUUUGUGAAAACCAUUUUUGGUGUCAAAUGUACAACACAAGACACAAUAACUUUUGGUCUGAAGAAAUUGAGUUUAUCCAAUCUGCGAACCCUGCAGAAUGUAUGGAAUGAAGAUCCCCGUGGAAUUCUAAAUAUGAACCAUUUACAAGAAGUAAAUGUUAAUCAAUGUAAAGGACUUAAAAAUGUGUUUCCCGCAUCAAUUGCCCAAGAUCUGGUGAAACUUAAAAGUUUAGUGGUGGAAGACUGUGAGGAACUGAUAACAAUUGUUGCUGAGGAUGAUACAGAUCCAAGCAGAAGAAAUCAAGAUCUCCCAUGUCCCUGUGUGAGAUCAUUGAAACUAAGGCGUCUUCCCAUGUUCAAAUAUUUUUACUACUGCUCACUGCAGUCCAACAAUUUUACACAUCGAAAAUCACAUAUUGAAAUGUUAUUCAAGUGCUUAUCACUGGGGAAAAAUGGAGUGGAGAUGAUUUUGCGUGGAGAAUUUCAGGGAAACUUCUUACAUAACUUAAAAGUUCUUACUCUCCUUGGUUGUGAGUCGGACAUAUUUGCGUAUAAAGUUCUAAAACAGGUGCCCAAUAUAGAGAAACUUGUGGUGUGUGAUGGUUCUUUCAAGGGGAUCUUCAAGUGCCAAAGUCCUAAUAAUGUGGAUUAUAGUGAACUUCAAUUACAGCUGAAAGAAUUACACUUGGAGUUCCUUAGAGAGUCGGUUUGCAUUGGGUUAGAGAACUUUUGGAUUCAGCCCUUUGUCAGAAACUUAGAAACUUUUGAAGUCAUUAGUUGUCGGAGUUUAGAAAACUUGGUAGGAUGCAAAGUAUCUUUCUUCAAUCUGACAUAUCUGAAAGUUGAAAGUUGCGACAGCUUAUCAUAUUUGUUCACUUCCUCAACAGCCAAGAGUUUGAGUCAACUAAAAAAAAUGGAGAUAAAUAGGUGCAAAUCAAUUGAAGAGAUAGUGUCUAAGGAGAAAGGGGAAGAAGAAUCAGAAGGGAAUGAGAUAAUAUUUCCGAAGCUCGAUCAUUGAAUCUUGAUUAUUUACAGAAGCUCCGGAAGUUUUACAGAGGGAGUUUAAAUUUUCCAUCAUUGGAAGAAUUGUCAAUAACAAAUUGCGACAAGAUGAUAACUUUAUGUACAGGAACGCUAAAAACAGACAGGUUGUCUCAAGUUAUACUUUAUGAUCCGGGAGUUCUUUCUUUAGAAACUAAUCUUAAUUCUACUAUGCAAAAGAAAUUUCUGAAAAAGAUUUCAAAACUUAAUCGAGCUGUUCUAGGAGAUGGGUUACAAGAGAUAUGGCAAGACCCAAAGCAGAUCCCCGACUACUUUUGUUUCAGUGAGUUGACCCAAUUGUUUGUGGAUAACUGUCAGUUUUCAUUGGAUGCAGUGCUACCCUUCCAUUUGCUUCCUUUGUUACCUAAAUUGGAAACAUUGCAAGUUGGAAACUGUGAUUCUGUCAAAACCAUAUUCGA